AUGAAUAUCUCCGACACCACGGUAUUAGACGUACCACUAGAUUAGCCUUAUAUUGCAUCCAGUCGCCAGCGAUUGUCUAAGUGACUUCAGUCUUUGCGUCUUCCACAAACCCAUACAUCUUGUAUUCUAGUAAACAUGACCUCAACAAAGCGCCGUAUCGAGACAGAUGUCAUGAAACUGUAAAGACCACCUGCCUCAAGGUGACUCGUACCCUCACUGAUGUAACGAUUCACAAUCCAGGCUCAUGUCGGAUUACGAGGUAACCCUCGUCAACGACAACAUGCGCGAGUUCUACGUCCGCUUCUAUGGUCCGGGAGAAACACCCUUCGCGGGUGGUAUAUGGAAGAUUCAUGUAGAGUUGCAAGCGGAGUAUCCAUACAAGUCGCCAAGCAUAGGAUUUAUGAACAAGAUCUUUCAUCCCAACAUAGAUGAGUUGAGUGGCUCCGUAUGUCUGGACGUUAUUAAUCAGACGUGGUCGCCAAUGUUCGAUAUGAUCAACAUUUUCGAGGUGUUCUUGCCACAACUGCUGCGGUACCCUAAUCCUAAUGAUCCACUAAACGGAGAAGCUGCUGCGCUCAUGAUGCGACACCCGAAGGAAUACGAGGCCAAGGUCAAGGAGUACGUACAACGUUUCGCAACAAAGGAUAUUAUGGAUGCCGCAGAAGACGGCAAUGAAGACGAAGCAGACGAGGAGAUGAGCGACAUCGGCAGCAUCAGUGAGGAUGAAGAGCAAGAAUCCUGAUACCUCUUCCGCCGGCAUGCCUUUCUCUCGCAUUUUUCAUCACUGGGUUUCUGCACAUCACUCAGUUUCCACACAUCACUCAUAUCAUUUUACAUAACAUAUCCAUUCUGUACUUCACCUAACCUUGCUCAAUUCUGUGUUGUUAUCUGCCAUCAUCAUUCAAUU
Molecule: messenger RNA, 907 nt
Organism: Suillus discolor
Lineage: Eukaryota; Fungi; Basidiomycota; Agaricomycetes; Boletales; Suillaceae
Product: ubiquitin-conjugating enzyme/RWD-like protein
Exons: 6
Coding region: 245-742 (165 amino acids)
Biological process (GO): ubiquitin-dependent protein catabolic process; protein polyubiquitination
Cellular component (GO): nucleus
Molecular function (GO): ubiquitin conjugating enzyme activity
Source: RefSeq, a predicted model, not a curated record